CUUCCUGUGGGAGAGCACGGACCAGGAGGAGCCGCAAGCAGACAAGACAAAAAUCCUGGCUCUUAGUAAAAGCCAUGAAUUGUUUGUCUAUGAAUUCUCUGUAGAAGAUGGAAAAUACAACCCGAGCUCCCUGUACACUUGUAAGGAAGAGACACUUAAAAAGCUCCUUGAAGUAAAGAACAUCAGCCUGCCUUCCAUUUUCUCUUUGAAGAUACUGUAUUUUGGACACAACAAAUGCAUCCUCCUGCUCAAUAAGGUCAUUGUGGUGCACCUUGCCUUUCCUGGGAGAAACUCAUCCUCUGAGGCAUGUGACUGCGUGACCCUUGAUCUGCCUCAGCAAGUUUUGGAGGGGAUAACAGACACCCACUUCUGCAGGGGGAUCCUGUUCCUCUUAGAGAGCUCUGGCUGGAUCUGCUGGGUGUUGCCUUUGACACAGUGUGCAGACGUGUGUGACGGCUCGGACGGGGCGCGCCUGGCCCGGGUCAGCGUGGGGCUGGGGGCUGGGGGCACUGCUCCUGCCCUCCCCUCACCCCUCACUGCCCUGAAGGUGUCCCAGGAUCUGCGCCUCGCCGUGGUCACCACCUCCUCCAACUCUGCCAUCUGCCUGGACCUAAACCUCUACUUCAGACAGUUCCCUGGGCAUUUGCUCUGUAAGAGGGAUCCAGAAAGUCUUCCAGUGAAGCCUCCUGAAGGACUUGAUGAGGAUGACCUGGCUAGUUCUGACCACAGCAUGGAGCUUUUGUCGCAGCCUUUCCGCACAGACAGGUCCUGGAAGGCACACCUAGCCUCGCUGUCUGAUAGAGUGAGGAGAAGAAGACCAGGGUCUUCAAAUUUGGUGAAUGACUUGGAUUUACCUUGGUAUCAGUUUUUUACCCAUCUUGAAGGUCACGAUCCUGAAAUCUAUGAGAAUUCAGAGAAUAUUGUGGCUUUUGUUCCACGGGUUGUUACGUGGGCCCCUUCCAAACCCAGUGGGACAGACCUCAGCAAUGCAGGACAGCCGUGGAAACAAAUCCCCAGAGAAGCACCACAAGAAGUGGUGAGUCUGGAGUGUAAACUGGUGACUGGAGUUAGAGCCCUGUUUGUGGUCUUAACGGAAGACAAGGGGUUGACUCUUGCUCUCUGGGAUUUUGAGUCACAAGCUGUGAGCUAUUACCCCUUUGGCAGAACCAGCGCUUACGUGGAUUGCAGUGGAGAGGUGCCAGUGUGUCUGCUGCUGACAGAAUACGAUCUGUCCUUAGUUCUGUUUGGUUUAACUCAAGAGGAGUUUUUGACUAGAUUGAUGAUCUAUGGCAGCGCUGGGGUCGUGGAUGCCCUUUGUCAUCUCAACGGUUGGGAGCGAUGCUCGAUUCCCAUCCACGCCCUAGAGGCAGGUUUGGAAAAUCGGCAGCUGGACACGGUGGACUUAUUCUUAAAAAGCAAAGAAAGUCUCUUCAGUCUGUCUGCACCCUGCUCUGGGCCUCAGCACUCCACUGCCAGCCUGUCCCAGGCCUACCUGAGAAAUUUGGAAGAGCUGAUGCCAGCUCUGAACUUGCUUUGCUCAGCCAUCAGAGACAAUGACAUGGAGCCUCACAGUAAACCCUUCUCUGAGCAGCUGCUCAGCCUCACGUUGGCUUUCCUUAGCAAGCAACUUGAGGAAAUUUUUGUGCACACAGAGGAACCUGAUAAAUCCCUGCAGAAAGCUGCAGAUAUUUUAACUGAUUACAUUAUUAAACUUAGAAAAUUUCUGAGAAAAUAUCCUUGGGCAGAAAUGAGCCCAGCACACCCAGGAAGGGGUCUGGGUGAAGACCUGCCUGUCUUAGAAGAAAGCCACACUUGGGAAAAACUGACACCAGAGGAAGUCAUUGCUGAGGCCAUCUUAAGCAACAGAAUGCCAGAGGCCCAGACCUUCUUCCAAGUGCAGCAGCACCCUGCUCAGAAUCUUCAAGAGUUUAUUCAGACAGGCUUGAACCUGGUCUAUGACCAUCUUCUGAAGGGCAACACCAGAGAGGCUUCAGAACUUUUAAGAAAUAUGGGCUUUGAUGUGAAGGAGGAGUUGCAUAAGAUCUGCUUCUACACAGCCGACAGGCACGUCCGAGAUCUGCUGGUGAAAGUUUUACGAGAAGAAAAUUAUUUUUCUGAAAAAGAGAAGAAAAUGAUAGACUUUGUGCACCAGGUUGAAAGCCUUUACUCAGAAUCCUUCCAAGAAAAUAAAGAGAUUCAAUCUCUUUCCAGGUGGUGGCAGGGGCAGGCAGACAACUCCGGGCACACGGCUCUGCUGGGAUCACUCCUGAGCUGCCAUGGACAUCAGGAUCCCACUCAGAGGGUCAGAGUGAUGUUUAACUGGGCUCAGUGGUGGGAUGAGCUUACUCAGGAAAUGGUUCUUCUGCCCAGAAAACCACGCCAAGAGCUCCAGACGUGUAAUCCUGAGGUUCUUUGGAUGCACUUGACAGCCCAGCACGAUUGGCUUGGUAUUUGUUCAUGGAUUGAGGAGUCUGAGCCCCAGAGGACUGUGUGUGGAGCAGGCAACUGGCCCCCUCUUACUCCAGACAUCAUUGACCGCAGCAUGCUGUGUAGUGGCUAUAUGAGAAAUGAAAUACUAACCAAGCUGGCUGGAAAUGGAAUUUUUGUCUCUUCUGAGUUGGAAGAUUUCGAACUUCUGCUCCAAAGGGUGUCUUCCCUGGGGGGAGUGCUGCAGAAUCCUCACCCUGUUCCAAAAUACAGUGCUGUGGAUGGUCUGGACUUCCAUGCUCGUUUUGUCUUUCACUGCUUAGAACAUAAUUUGCAGUACCUGUUAUACACAUACUUAGACUAUUACAGUUUGACUCCCUCCAAUUGCCCUGUUUUGGACAACAAGGAGUUGCACGAAGCACAUCCCUGGUUUGAAUUCCUCGUGCAGUGUCGAGGGGUUGCCAGCAACCCAGGAGAUCCAAGGAUGAUUUUUCAGGCUAGCCUAGCAAAUGCUCAGAUCUUGAUUCCUAGUAAUCAAGCCAGUGUGAGCAGCAUGCUGCUGGAGGGACGGACACUGCUGGCACUGGCUACUACAGUGUACGCGCCGGGAGGUAUCGACCAGGUUCUUCAGAAUGAAGAUACAGAAAAUCCUCUAAAGAAAGUUGAUCCACAGCUCUUAAAAGUGGCACUGACUCCUUACCCCAAACUCAAAGCUGCUCUCUUUCCCCCGUGUACCUCUCAUGGAAUUUUGCCACCUGACAUCUCUCUUUACCAUCUGGUUCAGUCAUUAGUGCCUUUUGAUCCCACCAAGCUCUUUGGCUGGCAGUCAGCAAACACUCUUGCUGUAUCAGAUGCAUCAAGUGACUUUCCUCACUUUUCAUCCCCUGAGCUGGUGAACAAAUAUGCUGUCAUGGAACGACUGGACUUCCUCUACUAUUUGCACCAUGGACGUCCAGCCUUUGCUUUUGGGACAUUUUUGGUCCAGCAGUUAGUAAAGAGCAAAUCCCCCAAACAGCUGAUUCAGCAGGCAGGAGAUGAAGCCUGUGUUUUAGCCCUUUCCUCCUUCAGUGUCCCUGCAGUAGGGGCAGCCUGUGUGUGUUUCCUGGAACUGCUCGGCCUCGACAGCCUCAAACUCAGGGUUGACCUUAAAGCUGCAAACAUCAUUUUCAGAUACAGAACUAGAAAGGAAGAGUCUCAGCACAGUCAGAUAAGAGAAUCCUUGGUUGAAAAGUUAACAAAAAUGGCUGGUGGUGAAAAAGCAGCAGCAGCAGAAGUUCUUACCUCCUUGGAAGAAGCCUUUUGGGAUGCUAUUGAGCAUCAAGGAAUAAAGAAGACAUCUGGUGACUCCAGAAGGCAGUGGGCUCUGGUCAUGCAGUUCUGUAGAGUCCAUAAGAUUGGGCUGAGUACAUCUUACCUGAGGGAAUGUGCCAAAUCCAGUGACUGGCUGCAGUUCAUCAUCCAAACCCAGCUGUACAGCUACCAGCCAGACCAGGUCAUUUCUGUCCUGCAAGAUUUCCCCCCAGUUCUACAAGAUCACUUGAUGUUGGCGUUGGAGAAGUUACUGGUUUGGAGUCCUGAAAACAGCCUGUUCAAGAGCAAAUAUGCAGAUAGCCUCUUUCAGAUCCUCCUCCAGUGCCAGGGGAACCCCAACCCUUCGUGGUACCUCUUGACUGAAGGGCUGAGGGAGCAGGCUCCCAUUCUGAGUGUGUUAGCAGCAUGUUUCCAAGAUGCAAACAUCAUUCAUUGUCUCUGUGUUUGGAUAAUUACUACUGUGGAUGAUGCUACCAGAGCUGAAGCAACAAACCACAUUCAAAGCUCAGCAGAAAAUCAUGAGUGGGAUCUUUAUGACCUGUCAGUUAUCUGGAAAGUCUUCUUGAGAAAGCAAAGGAGUAAAACACUUCUAAAUGGCUUCCAGCUCUUUUUAAAGGAUUCCCCUUUACUGUACCUACUGGAGGUGUAUGAACUAUGUAUGAACUGUAAAAAAUACAAGGAAGCUAAACCCAAGCUGGAGCAGUUUCAGGAAAGUCUCACAAGACUUAAAGCUGAAGAGGACCCAGCAGCCUCAGCAGUGCCUGUGCAGUGGCUGGAGUCACAAGCAUUGUUUCUUCUUGAGCUGAUGAUGCAGCAGUGCAGGACGGAGUACGAGCUGCGGAAGCUCCUGCAGCUCUUUGCUGCAGCAGAGCAUCUUCUACUGGAUGGCCCCUACGUGAAGAAGCUGUGUGCCCUGAGUGAGACCCUGGAGGACUCCCCCAUCCGGAUCAGUCGCUCUGUCCUCGGCAGCUGCGGUGUGGGGCUGUUCAGGAGUGAGUGCAGCUCCAUCCUGGAGCAGCUGCAGGAGGCAGGAAUGUUCCCUCUCGCUCGGGAGGUGGCAGCACUGGCUGAGCUGCCCGUGGAUGGCAUCGUCACACGAGAGGUUCUAAGAGAUCUACAUCACUUAAGAGACAGUGGACAGUGGCAUCAGAACCAGACAAGGGUAGAAUUCUGGAAGAAAUGUAAUGACAACUUCAGGAGAAAUUCCAUCUCCAGCAGAGCUGCCUCGGAUUUUUUCUUUGAUCAGGCAAAUGAUGUAUUUGAACCUUCAGCUCCUGAGAAGUUAAGCAGCAUUAUGGAGAGACGUUUGUUGCUCACUCUGGCUGGCCACUGGCUAGCCAAGGGUGACUUGGUGUCCCUGCAGAGCUUAGAAGCAAUAGAGAAGCAGAUCUGGAUCUGCCACAUCGCCGAACAAACGCUGUCUGCAGCCGAGGGGUCGGGCAAGUCCAGGCUUCCCUCCCACGUGCUGAACAGGGAUCUCUCCUUUGAUAACUUAGCUAAGGAGUUUUCUUUUUCAAACCUGCCUGCUCUGAACACACCGAAGUACCUAAAACUGGAGGGUCUUGCAUUUGGGGAGCCUCAGCAGGUACUGACUGAGGAGGAGGAGGGGUCCCUGGAGGCUCUGCUCGGGUCCCUCCUGGACAAAGGAAGCGUGCACGAGGCCAGCCGUGUGUGUCAGUACUUCCAGUUCUACAGCAGAGAUGUCUCCCUGGUGCUGCACUGCAGAGCCCUGGCCUCGGGGGAGGCUGCUCUGGACAAAUUACAGGCUGAUAUUCAGGCUCUGCUGGUAGCCAGAGAGAAGACAUCUGAGAGCAGCACAUCUCAGCAGGGCAGGGUCCCGAGCGCAUCAAGCUUAGAAGACUGGACACACGUUGUGGCUCCAUCUCCAGAUGAUGAGGUUGUUAUCAGCCUGAAAGCUCUCAUAGAUGAGUGUGUCCAUGGGAGAAACUACUGCAGACAGGUUCUCUGUUUAUAUGAACUUUCUAAGGAACUGAACUGCUCCUACAGUGAGAUGUCAGCCCAGGACCCUGAGCAGGUGCUCCGAGCCAUCCUCUCCUCCCAUCAGGCAGAGAGAUGCAGGAAGGCUCAGGCCUUCAUCACCACCCAGGGGCUCCAGCCCCAAACUGUGGCAGAGCUCGUGGCUGAAGAAAUCCUGCAGGAGUUGUUGACAUCUGCAGAAGGGAAAGGACAGAAGCAGGUUCUGAACCCUGCAGCUGAGAGCCAGGCAUUCCUCCAGCUCGCCAAGCUCUGCCAGGACCACACCUUGGUGGGCAUGAAGUUACUGGAUAAAAUCUCCUGCGUGCCACGUGGGGAACUCUCCUGCAUUACAGAAUUGCUGAUUUUGGCCCAUAACUGCUUUAGUUUGACCUGCCACAUGGAAGGAAUCACCAGAGUGCUCCAAGCAGCCAGGCUUCUCACGGAUGAACAUUUGGCACCCAAGGAGGAGUAUGGGCUCGUGGUUCGUCUCCUCACAGGGAUUGGCAGGUACAAUGACAUGACCUACAUCUUUGAGCUGCUGCAUGAGAAACACUACUUUGAAGUGCUCAUGAGGAAGAAGCUGGACCCGAGCGGGACGCUGAAGACGGCGCUGCUGGAGUACACCAAGCGCUGCCGGCCCGGGGACAGCGAGAAGCACAACAUGAUAGCCCUCUGCUUCAGCAUGAGCAGGGAGAUCGGGGAGAACCACCAGGCUGCUGCCUGCACACAGCUCAAACUCAUCGAGUCCCAGCCCUGGGAGGAGUCUCUUCAGGAUGUUGCAAACUUAAAGAAGCUGCUGCUGAAAGCUCUGACUCUCUUUAUUGAUGCAGCAGAAAGUUACUCUAAGGUAAAAUGAGAUAUGGAAUGGGGUGAUUUCUGCACAGCACCAGGAGCACACUGCAGUGGUGUGACGCGGCUGCUGACCCUCCAGCUGCACCUGCUGGGCACGGGGCAGGGCACCAGGCUCAUCAGCCUGCGCCCCCAGCACCUCCCGGGCACCGUCCUGGCCCUGCCUCGCUUCUACCAGGCAGCCAUCGUGGCUGAGGCCUAUGAGUUUGUUCCAGACUGGGCUGAAGUUCUCUACCAACAUGUGAUCACCAAGGGAGACUUCACCUACCUGGAGGAGUUCAGACAACAGAGACCACUGAAGCCCAGCAUGUUUGAGGAGAUCGCUAAGAAAGUCAAACAGCACCCACCUACUGACGCUGCUCUGAAGAACCUGAAGAAGUUGCUGACAUACUGUGAGGACAUCCACACCUGCUACAGGCUGGCUUACGACCACAAGCUGUACGACGUGGUGAACACCCUGCUGAAGGACUCACAGACAGGCUGCUGCCUGCAGGACGUGCUCUCAGGGUAG
Messenger RNA from Merops nubicus (carmine bee-eater), 7075 nucleotides. It is a transcript of the gene SPG11, whose product is annotated as spastic paraplegia 11 (autosomal recessive). Lineage: Eukaryota; Metazoa; Chordata; Aves; Coraciiformes; Meropidae. Gene Ontology annotation, biological process: axon extension; synaptic vesicle transport; chemical synaptic transmission. The record is from RefSeq and is a predicted model, not a curated record. Gene Ontology annotation, cellular component: axon; dendrite; synapse. The transcript is spliced from 40 exons. The annotation marks the transcript as partial.